AUGGCGUCUUCGCUUCUAAGAAUCACUACUCUCUCGUCACCACCAACAACCGGAAAGCCUUCUCUUCCCGCCUUCUCCUCAAAAUCCGCACCUCUCUCAUUCCGUUUCUCACCAAGCCGCCACCGUUCCGUCUCCCUCCGCGGCGAAUCCUUCCGCCUCUCCUGCUCCGUCUCAGAUCCUCCACCUCACUCCCUCCGCCGCAGCCGCCGUCCCGAAUACAUCCCCAACCGCAUUUCCGAUCCCAACUACGUCCGCGUCUUCGACACGACUCUCCGCGACGGCGAGCAGUCUCCCGGAGCCACCCUCACCUCCAAGGAGAAGCUCGACAUCGCUCGUCAGCUCGCUAAGCUCGGCGUCGACAUCAUCGAGGCCGGAUUCCCCGCCGCCUCCAAGGACGAUUUCGAAGCGGUCAAGACCAUAGCUGAAACCGUCGGCAACAGCGUCGACGAGAACGGCUAUGUCCCUGUCAUCUGUGGACUCUCGAGAUGCAAUAAGAAAGAUAUCGAGAGGGCUUGGGAGGCCGUGAGAUACGCCAAACGUCCUAGGAUCCACACUUUCAUCGCCACCAGUGACAUCCACUUGGAGUAUAAACUGAAGAAGAGCAAAGCGCAGGUCAUCGAGAUCGCUAGGAAUAUGGUUAAGUUCGCUAGGAGCUUGGGAUGCGAGGACGUUGAGUUUAGUCCUGAAGAUGCCGGAAGAUCAGAGAGAGAGUUCCUGUACGAGAUUCUUGGGGAAGUGAUAAAAGCUGGAGCAACAACACUUAAUAUUCCUGAUACUGUUGGUAUAACUUUGCCUAGUGAGUUUGGGCAGUUGAUUGCUGAUUUGAAGGCGAAUACUCCAGGGAUCGAGAAUGUUAUCAUCUCAACACAUUGUCAGAAUGAUCUUGGACUCUCUACGGCCAAUACUUUAUCUGGGGCACAUUCAGGUGCGAGGCAGGUGGAGGUGACGAUCAAUGGAAUUGGUGAAAGAGCUGGAAACGCUUCACUGGAAGAGGUUGUGAUGGCCAUAAAAUGCCGUGGAGAUCAUGUAUUAGGAGGUCUCUUUACAGGGAUUGAUACUCGGCACAUUGUUAUGACAAGCAAGAUGGUUGAAGAGUACACUGGAAUGCAGACACAGCCUCAUAAGGCUAUUGUGGGAGCGAAUGCCUUUGCGCAUGAAAGUGGUAUUCAUCAGGAUGGAAUGCUGAAACACAAGGGUACAUAUGAAAUUAUAUGCCCCGAAGAGAUUGGGCUUGAACGAUCACAUGAUGCUGGCAUUGUCUUGGGGAAGCUUAGUGGGCGUCAUGCACUGAAAGGCCGUUUGACUGAGCUUGGUUAUGAAUUGGAUGAUGAACAGCUAAGUACCAUUUUCUGGCGUUUCAAAAGUGUGGCCGAGCAGAAAAAGAGAGUUACCGAUGCGGACAUAAUAGCUUUAGUAUCUGAUGAAGUUUUCCAGCCAGAAGCCGUGUGGAAACUCGUGGACAUUCAGAUAACUUGUGGGACUCUGGGGCUUUCAACAGCAACUGUUAAACUUGCUGGAGCUGAUGGCGUAGAGCAUGUCGCUUGUUCUAUGGGAACUGGGCCUGUUGAUUCAGCUUACAAGGCAGUCAACCUUAUUGUAAAGGAACCGACGACUCUGCUUGAGUACUCGAUGAACUCAGUAACAGAAGGCAUUGAUGCCAUCGCCACCACACGAGUUCUCAUCCGCGGAAACAACAAUUACACGUCUACAAAUGCAAUAACCGGUGAAGAAGUUGAAAGGACCUUCAGUGGAACCGGAGCAGGAAUGGACAUUGUGGUGUCGAGCGUCAAAGCUUAUGUAGGAGCUUUGAACAAAAUGAUGGACUUCAAAGAAAAAUCCCCCACAAAAGUCCCUUCUCAGCAAAAAAGUAAAGUCCUUGCCUGA
This is a messenger RNA of Microthlaspi erraticum, 1884 nucleotides long. NCBI's taxonomy places the organism in Eukaryota, Viridiplantae, Streptophyta, Magnoliopsida, Brassicales, Brassicaceae. The record is from the annotation of a GenBank genome assembly.